AUGAACGCGUCACUGAAUCUGUCGGCAGACUGGAGCAGCUCUGAGCUUCAGCUGACGCACCGCUGCGUUAAGAUAAGCAUCAUCAUCCUCCUGGGGAUCAUGAUCACGCUGGGGAACAUCGCGGUUCUGCUGGUGAUCACCUCGUCCGUGUCCGGCUGGUCGCGCAACUCCCGCUACUUCCUGCUGUCGCUGACCGGCGCGGACUCGCUCUUCGGGCUCCUGGUCAUGCCGCUCAACCUGUGGGUGAGUUUGGUCAAGGACUACACGGAAGGACCGGACGCCCUGUGUCACGUGGUGGCCUUCUGCAACGCCACCGUCUACUCCACCUGCAUGUACACGCUGGCCGCCAUCAGCCUGGAGCGCUACGUCGCGGUCUUCUACCCGCUCAACUACUCCACGCUGCUGACCAGAAAACGCGCGCUGCUCCUGAUCGCGUACUCCUGGAUCUUCCCGCCUUUUCUGCUCAUGCCGAUAUCGCUUCCAUUCGACGUCAUCGAGGUGCACUUCUCCACCGCCUCGCUGGUGUGCAACCCGUCCUACUCCACCAACGUGGGCUACACGCUCUCUCUCACCUGCCUCAUAUUCUUCCCCUGCUGCGUCGUCAUGACCUUCGCGAACCUGCGGCUGUGGUGCGCCGCCCGCAGGCAGAGUCGCAAACUGCGCAAAUACCAGCGCGCGCGACGCAGCCGUCACAACGUGGCUUCCAGAGUCCUGGUUCCAGCGAUGGCCGCCUACUACACCUGCUGGACCCCCUGCAUGGCCGCCAUGCUCUACAAUGCAAUCUCGGGUCAAACAGUGCCAGAGUGGAUUGAAUUUGUGGUGGUCUGGCUGCCGACGUCCAAUGGUUUCCUGAACUGCAUCUUUUACUUUUGGAUCAACAAAAGCUUUCGUAGGAAGUUCCGAAUGGUCAUUCACAGGCUGGCCCUGUCCAUUUGCCCGAAACUGGCCGACACUCUUGGGUGCAACGGUGCCCCUGAAACAGCGUUCGAAUCCGUCCGGGACACUAACUUGUACAUUCAUGAACGAUCUUCAAGUGUUUCUUCCACUUGCACGCUGUUAUCCAUGACCUGA
This is a messenger RNA of Synchiropus splendidus (mandarinfish), 1071 nucleotides long. RefSeq lists its product as uncharacterized. Gene Ontology annotation, biological process: G protein-coupled receptor signaling pathway. Bases 1 to 1071 code for a protein of 356 amino acids. The record is from RefSeq and is a predicted model, not a curated record. Gene Ontology annotation, molecular function: G protein-coupled receptor activity. The transcript is spliced from 2 exons. NCBI's taxonomy places the organism in Eukaryota, Metazoa, Chordata, Actinopteri, Syngnathiformes, Callionymidae. Gene Ontology annotation, cellular component: membrane.